This is a messenger RNA of Scheffersomyces stipitis CBS 6054, 3474 nucleotides long. RefSeq names its product ATP-binding cassette bilirubin transporter. The coding region runs from base 1 to 3474 and encodes 1157 amino acids. The transcript has 2 exons. Gene Ontology annotation, cellular component: membrane. The record is from RefSeq and is a predicted model, not a curated record. Lineage: Eukaryota; Fungi; Ascomycota; Pichiomycetes; Serinales; Debaryomycetaceae. Gene Ontology annotation, biological process: transmembrane transport. Gene Ontology annotation, molecular function: ATP hydrolysis activity; ABC-type transporter activity; ATP binding.
AUGUUUUCAGUUGCUUUCAUACAAUCAAUCUUUUUCAAUGAAUACUUGUUGAAGAAUCUUGAAUUGGGUUUGGGUGUUCGAGCAUCCCUCACGUCUUUGAUUUACCAGAAAUCUUUGAAACUAUCUUCUGAAGCUCGCCUCAAGGUCUCUUCGGGUGAUAUCAUAAACUUGAUGUCUGUAGAUGUGAACAGAGUUCAGAGUGUCAGUCAAAAUAUCAGUACUUUGGUCCUUGCUCCAGCUGAUAUUGUCAUGUGUAUUAUCUCCUUGUGGCCAUUGUUAGGAAAGGCCACAAUGGCAGGUGUAUUUACUAUGAUCUUAUUGAUUCCUCUUAACAGUGUUAUUAUCAAAUAUCUGAGAAGAUUGAAUAAAACCCAGAUGAAAUUGAAAGACAACAGAAGCAGAAUCAUAAAUGAAAUACUUGUUUCAAUCAAAAGUAUCAAGUUGUAUGCUUGGGAAAAGCCGAUGUUAGCUAAAUUGAGAGAAGCUAGAAAUGAGAAAGAAUUGAAAAACUUACGCAAGAUUAGAAUUGUAAACCAAUGUGCACUGUUGGUUUGGAAUUUGAUUCCAUUUCUUGUUUCGUUUACCUCUUUUGCUACUUUUGCAUUGACUCAAAACAUUCCCUUGACAUCAGAAAUAGUCUUUCCUGCUUUGGCAAUUUUGAAUUUGUUGUCUUCGCCUUUGCUUCAGCUUCCUGCCACCAUAACAAACAUUAUUGAAGGAUCUGUGGCUAUUGAUAGAAUAAAAACAUUCUUAACAAGCUCAGAAGUUGACGAGUCCUUGUUGAACCACAUGCCGCAUCCAGCUAAAGAAAAUGAAGUUGCUAUCAGUAUCGAAAAUACUUCUUUCUUGUGGUCGCAGGGAACGUAUUCCGAUGACACAACUGAUACCCGUAGGUUUGCCUUGAAGGACAUUAACUUUUCUGUUCGCAGAGGAGAGUUAUCUUGUAUUGUAGGCAAAGUUGGAAGUGGGAAAUCGUCACUUCUUUACUCUCUACUUGGGCAGCUAAUUAUGGUUAAUGGAGAAGGCAACGGCGUUCCUGCUGUUAAUAUUAAAGGAACUAUUGCCUAUUGUGCACAACUGCCUUGGAUAAUGAAUGCCUCUGUUAAGGAGAAUAUUCUAUUUGGAUGUAGGUAUGAGAAAGACUUUUAUGAGAGAACCUUAGAUGCUUGUCAGCUAUUGCCAGACUUAGAAGUGUUACCUGAUGGUGACGAUACGCAAGUUGGAGAGAAGGGUGUUUCUUUAUCAGGGGGUCAGAAAGCAAGAUUGGCUCUAGCACGAGCAGUAUAUGCUCGUGCAGACAUCUAUUUAUUUGAUGAUAUUCUUAGUGCCGUUGACUCUCAUGUUGGGAAGAAGAUAAUCCAGAAAGUUUUGAGCAAAUCAGAAGGAUUGUUGGCUCAUAGUACAAUAAUUCUUUGCACGAACUCUAUUUCUGUAUUGAGUUAUUCUGACAACGUUACUUUAAUUGAAAAGGGCCAUAUCAUCGAAACCACAAGCUACGAAGAUAUUAAGUUAGGAAACCACCCUAAAUUGUUCGACUUGAUUUCCGAAUUUGGAAAUAGUGAUAUUUCCAAAACUCCCUCAGUUUCCGAAAGCAAUUUCAAUGUAGCUGCUAGUAUUGAGACCUUAAGGUGGGACCCACUUAAGAAGUUAUUACCCAACUUGCGUAGUGGUCAAAUCACUGAAGAAUCACAAAAAGGUAAGGUUAAAUGGUCCGUCUACCAUGCCUAUGCGAGAGCCUGUUCUAUUCCAGGAGUUGCUGCUUGGUUUGGCUUAUUGAUCCUUGCAUCAUUUGUUUCUGUUGGCGGAAACUAUUGGCUCAAGUACUGGACCGAAAAGAAUUCUCAAUCAGGAAAGAACGUCAGUGUUUGGAAGUUUAUCACCGUCUACGCUAUAUUUGGCUUUGGUGCCAGUACAAUGUCGGUUUUGAGAAGCUCUGUCAUGAUGUUAUGGUUGGCUAUAAAUGCAUCAAGGGAGAUUCACGAUAUGAUGGCGACGAGAAUUCUUCGUGCUCCAAUGGACUUCUUCGAGAGAACACCCGUAGGAAGAAUAAUGAAUCGAUUCACUAAUGAUAUGAAUAGAGUAGAUGAUUCUAUUCCAGGUGUUUUCCAAGGUUUUGUUGUUCAAUCAAUAAGCGCGUUGAUUACUUUCGGUGUAAUAGGCUUUGUAAUGCCAUUCUAUAUCAUUGUCAUCGCAGUUCUUUCUUUGGGAUACGUUUACUAUGAUGUCUAUUACAUUGCCUUAUCAAGAGAAUUAAAGAGGUUAGUCUCCAUAUCAAGAUCUCCAAUCUAUGGUCAUUUGGGUGAAAGUUUGAAUGGACUUGACACAAUUAGGGCAUACAAUCAAGGUGUGAGAUUUGAUUUCAUUAAUAAUGCCAAUGUGGAUUGUAAUCUUCAAACGCAGUAUAUGUUGAGAUCGAUUAACAGAUGGUUGAUGUUCAGAUUGCAGUUGAUCGGGUCUCUAGGAGUGCUCGGUGCUGGAUUGUUGGCGUUAAUGACAAUCUUUACAGCUUCUCCGUUAACAUCUUCUAUGGCAGGGUUCAUAAUGACCUACGCCUUGGAGGUGACUGUCUCAUUGAAGAUGAUGGUGAGACAGUCGGCAGAAGUGGAAACAAGUAUUGUUGCUGUGGAGAGAUGUUUGGAAUAUAGUACUCUCCCUGUUGAAGAAGAUAUAGAAAAUAAGACCUUGAUUGUCCCACCAAUUCAGUGGCCAAAUCGAGGUUCCAUAGAAUUUGUCAAUUAUUCUACCAGAUAUAGAGCAAAUCUUGAUCUUGUCUUGCGAAACAUAUCCAUGAUUAUAAAUUCCGGAGAAAAGGUUGGUAUUGUCGGUAGAACCGGAGCUGGUAAGAGUUCGCUUGCCUUGUCUAUUUUCAGAAUUAUCGAGGCUGUAGAAGGGAACAUCAAUAUUGAUGAUAUAGACACUGGCUCAAUUUCAUUGUACGACCUAAGACAUAGACUAAGCAUUAUUCCCCAAGAUUCGCAGUUGCUAGAAGGUACUGUCAGACAGAACCUUGAUCCCUUCAACUACUAUACUGACGAAGAAGUGUGGAAGGCAUUGAAAUUGGCGCACCUUAAGGAUCAUAUCGUUAACUUGAAAGAGACUGAAGGUGAAACACCAGAAUCAAAGUUGGAUUGUAAAGUGUAUGAAGGAGGAUCCAAUUUUUCACUGGGCCAAAGACAAUUGAUGUCUCUUGCCAGAGUUUUAUUGAAGAUGACCAACUCGAAGGUGUUGGUGUUAGACGAAGCUACAGCAGCCGUCGAUGUCCAAACAGAUAAGAUUAUUCAGGAGACGAUCAGAGCUGAAUUCAAGGACAAAACGAUCAUCACUAUCGCGCACAGAUUAGAAACAGUUAUGGACUGUGACAGAAUUGUAAGUUUGGACAAAGGAGAGCUCAAAGAAUAUGAUAGUCCACAGAAUCUCUUGAAGAACGAAAAAAGUAUAUUCCAUAGUCUCUGUAAGCAGGGUGGAUAUAUAUAA